GGCUGUGCUGAGCUGCCUUCAGGGCUCGGCAUGGCCGUGCUAGUGAGAGCCGCAGCCCGGCAGUUGCGCUGCGCGGCUCGCGCGGUCAUUCCCUGUACUUGGAAAGGGAAAUACUUCAGCUCCGGGAAUGAGCCGGCAGAAGACAACCGCGUGACGCCGAUGCUGCGGCAUCUUCUGUACAAAAUCAAGUCCACCGGCCCCAUCACUGUGGCCGAGUACAUGAAGGAGGUGUUAACCAACCCAGCCAAGGGAUAUUAUGUGCACCAUGAUAUGCUGGGAGAAAAAGGAGAUUUCAUUACCUCACCUGAAAUAAGUCAGAUCUUUGGAGAGCUUUUAGGGAUAUGGUUCAUUAGUGAAUGGAUGGCGGCUGGGAAAAACACAGCUUUCCAGCUGGUGGAACUGGGCCCUGGUCGGGGCACCCUCAUGGGAGACAUUUUGAGGGUGUUCAGUCAGCUUGGAUCUGUGCUAAAGAACUGUGACAUUUCAAUACACCUGGUAGAGGUGAGCCAAAGAUUAAGCGAUCUUCAAGCAUCAACACUGACUGAAGCAAAGAUCCCACUAGAGCGGAAUGCAGAGUCUCUAGUAUAUAUGAAAGGUGUUACUAAGUCUGGGCUCCCAGUAUCCUGGUACCGUGCUCUACAGGAUGUUCCAAAAGGGUACAGCUUUUUUCUUGCACAUGAAUUUUUUGACGUUCUUCCUGUGCAUAAGUUUCAGAAAACACCCCAAGGGUGGAGAGAAGUACUCAUUGAUAUUGAUCCACAAGUUUCCGAUAAGCUGAGGUUUGUUCUGGCGCCUUGUGUCACCCCUGCUGAAGCUCUUCUGCAACACGAUGAAACAAGGGAUCAUGUUGAAGUAUGUCCUGAUGCUGGGGUUAUCAUUCAAGAACUUUCUGAACGCAUAGCAGUCACUGGAGGUGCUGCACUGAUUGCUGAUUAUGGUCAUGAUGGGACAAAGACAGACACUUUCAGAGGAUUUUGUGGCCACAAGCUUCAUGAUGUCUUAAUUGCCCCUGGAACAGCAGACCUAACAGCUGAUGUGGACUUCAGUUAUUUGCGCAGGAUGGCACAAGGAAAAGUAGUUUCUCUGGGUCCAAUACAACAGCAAACAUUUUUAAAAAAUAUGGGUAUUGAUGUCCGGCUGAAGGUUCUUUUAGGUAAAUCGGAUGAGCCACUGAUGAGACAGCACUUACUUCAGGGGUAUGAUAUGUUAAUGAACCCUCAGAAGAUGGGAGAAAGAUUUAACUUUUUUGCCUUGCUGCCUCCUCAGAGACUUCAUGGUGCAAGUCAUCACGUGAAUGCAUGCCAGUCAACGCCCUCUGCAUCACCUGUGGCUGGGUUUGGUGAACUGGUUUGGCAGUGAUAUUUCAGCUUAGAGGUUUUAAUCCUUCACUCUGCCUAAGAAGUCAAAAUAAAGGGAGCACAUUUCAUA
This is a messenger RNA of Octodon degus (degu), 1428 nucleotides long. It is a transcript of the gene Ndufaf7, whose product is annotated as NADH:ubiquinone oxidoreductase complex assembly factor 7. Gene Ontology annotation, molecular function: protein-arginine omega-N symmetric methyltransferase activity. The transcript is spliced from 10 exons. The coding region runs from base 31 to 1359 and encodes 442 amino acids. Lineage: Eukaryota; Metazoa; Chordata; Mammalia; Rodentia; Octodontidae. Gene Ontology annotation, biological process: mitochondrial respiratory chain complex I assembly. The record is from RefSeq and is a predicted model, not a curated record. Gene Ontology annotation, cellular component: mitochondrion.